AUGGUGGACAUCGAUUUAGAGCGUUGUUCAAAUGCAAUUUCUUCUUGGAACAGCGAUCUAGACAUUGCAACAUAUUCUGAUCAUGUAACUGUUUGGCUUGAUGCAUAUAUUGGUAAUCCAAAGGACUAUCAUACAUUAAAAGAUAAAUUUGGAACAAAUAUACAACCCUUAAUUACACUGAAUCAAAAUGAAAAGGAGCUUGACGAAUAUCCGGUCAAUUACGAAAAUCCUGAAACGUUGAAAAAAUUAAGAGAUACUGUAUAUUGUUUGAAAGCAUUUUUUGAAGUUGAUAAAUGCUUAGAAUUCAUUAAUUCAAAUCAAGAUAAGAAAAUAUUUUCCAUCUCAUCUGGUACGAUGGGUAAACAAAUUGUGCCAAAAAUAGCUGAAUUAAGUCAGAUUCAUGGUAUUUAUAUAUUCUGCGGAUAUAUUUCGGCUCAUACGCAAUGGGCCAUGGACUAUGUCAACAAUAUAUCGGCAAUGUUAGAACAUCAAGAUGAUUUGUUAAUACGUUUAACAAAAGACAUCGCAAAAUAUUUAGAAGAGAAGGGUGAUCAGUAUGCUCAAAAAUCUGAUGAAAGAACUAGAGCGAAAAAUUGUUAUACAUGGGCUAUGAAAUUAAUAUUGCGUACAAAAGAACUAAAGGGUACAAAUUAUCAAAAACCUAUGAACAUUUUAAAGAAAAAAUUUGACAAACUUGAAGAAAAACGUUUUGUACCAUCAGAAGAUCAAAUGGAACAAGAGUAA
Didymodactylos carnosus is the source of this 744-nucleotide messenger RNA. Lineage: Eukaryota; Metazoa; Rotifera; Eurotatoria; Philodinida; Philodinidae. The record is from the annotation of a GenBank genome assembly.